Messenger RNA from Drosophila subpulchrella, 817 nucleotides. RefSeq names its product histidine-rich glycoprotein (gene Cpr35B). NCBI's taxonomy places the organism in Eukaryota, Metazoa, Arthropoda, Insecta, Diptera, Drosophilidae. The transcript is spliced from 2 exons. Gene Ontology annotation, cellular component: extracellular matrix. The record is from RefSeq and is a predicted model, not a curated record. Bases 50 to 742 code for a protein of 230 amino acids.
AGACAACAGUAGUCCUGCUAAGAUCAACUCAUAAACUAGCUGCGGUACCAUGGCUCAAAAGUUUCUCGUUGCCUUCGCCCUGUUGGCCAUUGCGGCUAUACGGGCAGCUCCUUUCCAUGGCCACGAACAUCAUGGCCACGAACAUCAUGGCCACGAACAUCAUGGCCAUCAUGGUGGAGCCACCAGUCAUGCCUCCGUGCAUCUGACAUCCCACGGUGGUCAUCACGAGGAACACCACGGUCACGAAGGACAUCACGAGCACCACGGUCACGAUGAUCACCAUGACUCGCAUGCUGAAUAUGACUUCACCUACGGGGUCAAGGAUCACAAGACCGGGGAUGUGAAGACGCAGAGCGAGUCACGACAUGGCCACAAGGUUACCGGACACUAUGAGUUGAUCGAUGCCGAUGGUCACAAGCGAACUGUCCACUAUACGGCGGAUAAGCACAACGGAUUCCAGGCCGAGGUCCAUCGCGAAAAGCUCUUUGAUCACCACCAGGCUGAGCACCACGCCCAUGGACACAGCGGCUAUGAGGGAGGACACGUCGAGUUCGAGGAGCACUCCUCGCACUCCGGCCACGACUCCGGCCACGGACACGAGGGACAUGGCUAUGGUCAUGGCCAUGGUCAUGGUCAUGGACACGGCAGCAGCACCCACAGCUACUCGCUGAAACAGGACCAUGGUCAUGGACACAGCCAUGGCCACGAUCACGGAUCCGAGCACGGACACGGUCACUACUAAGAUCCCCCUCCAAAUCGAAUUGUUGUUAAUCUCCCAUUGAACACUUACCAAAUACCCAUUGUUGUUAUACCUAAA